Messenger RNA from Lathyrus sativus (Indian pea), 1557 nucleotides. Lineage: Eukaryota; Viridiplantae; Streptophyta; Magnoliopsida; Fabales; Fabaceae. The record is from the annotation of a GenBank genome assembly.
AUGGCAAUGGCAGCCCCAGGGCAACUGAACGUCAUUGAAUCUCCUUCGCGGGGAUCCCGAAGCGUUGAUUGCUUUGAAAAAUUGGAGCAAAUUGGUGAAGGAACUUAUGGUCAGGUUUACAUGGCUCGAGAGAUUGAAACCGGUGAAAUUGUUGCUCUGAAGAAAAUACGAAUGGACAAUGAGAGAGAAGGGUUUCCAAUAACUGCUAUACGGGAAAUCAAAAUUCUAAAGAAACUACAUCAUGAAAAUGUAAUCAAAUUGAAGGAAAUCGUCACAUCUCCAGGUCCUGAGAAAGAUGAUCAAGGGAGGCCAGAUGGCAACAAAUACAAAGGUGGCAUAUAUAUGGUCUUUGAAUAUAUGGACCACGAUUUAACAGGUCUUGCAGACCGACCUGGCAUGAGGUUUACUGUCCCCCAGAUCAAGUGUUACAUGAGGCAGCUCUUGACAGGACUUCAUUAUUGUCAUGUCAAUCAAGUGCUUCACCGUGAUAUCAAAGGAUCAAAUCUUCUCAUAGAUAAUGAAGGUAAUCUGAAACUGGCAGAUUUUGGAUUGGCACGGUCAUUUUCGAAUGAGCAUAAUGCAAACCUUACAAAUCGAGUCAUCACUUUAUGGUACAGACCCCCCGAGUUACUAUUGGGGACUACAAGGUAUGGGCCAGCUGUAGACAUGUGGUCCGUUGGGUGCAUUUUUGCCGAGCUUCUUCACGGGAAGCCCAUCUUUCCUGGAAAAGACGAGCCCGAGCAAUUAAAUAAGAUUUUUGAGCUUUGUGGAGCGCCUGAUGAGGUGAACUGGCCAGGAGUUCAAAAGACUCCUUGGUACAAUCAGUUUAAGCCGACAAGACCGAUGAAAAGGCGUCUGAGGGAUGUUUUCAGACACUUUGAUCGUCAUGCAUUGGAGUUGUUGGAGAAGAUGCUGACACUUGAUCCAGCUCAGAGAAUUCCUGCGAAGGACGCACUUGAUGCUGAGUACUUCUGGACUGAUCCUUUACCAUGUGAUCCGAAGAGUUUACCCAAAUAUGAGUCCUCGCAUGAGUUUCAGACCAAGAAAAAGCGUCAGCAACAACGGCAAAAUGAAGAAAAUGCCAAGCGUCUUAAAAUGCAGCACCCACAGCAGCAUACCCGUCUUCCCCCGAUUCAGCAAGGUGGACAACAUGCCCAGAUGCGGCAAGGUCCUUCCCACUCUAUUCAUGGUUCUCAACCAGCAGUUGCUGCCGGACCUAGUCAUCAUUAUGGUAAGCCUCGAGGUCCCUCUGGUGGUCCAGGAAGAUACCCUCCUGGUGGAAACCCUAGUGGGGGAUACAAUCAUCCAAAUCGUGGAGGUCAAACUGGGGGUGCUGGUUAUGGCAGUGGACCAUAUCCUCCUCAAGGGCGAGGGGCACCUUAUGGGUCUAGCGGUAUGCCUGCAGGACCCGGUGGUCCUCGUGGUGGAGGUGGAAGUGGCUAUGGAGUUGGAGCUCCAAAUUAUCCUCAAGGUGGUCCUCCAUAUGGUGGAUCGGCUGCUGGUCGUGGGUCAAACAUGGGUGGGAAUCGCAAUCAACAGUAUGGUUGGCAGCAGUGA